Melampsora larici-populina 98AG31 is the source of this 339-nucleotide messenger RNA. RefSeq lists its product as uncharacterized. Lineage: Eukaryota; Fungi; Basidiomycota; Pucciniomycetes; Pucciniales; Melampsoraceae. The record is from RefSeq and is a predicted model, not a curated record. The annotation marks the transcript as partial. Gene Ontology annotation, biological process: Mo-molybdopterin cofactor biosynthetic process. The transcript has a single exon. Gene Ontology annotation, cellular component: cytosol.
UAUGCAGGACGUACGGUUACUUAUCUCUCUUACGAAUCUUAUGCUUCAUUAGCUAUCAAAACAAUCCUCGAAAUAAUCAAAGAAGCACGAAACCAUAAUGCUUCAACCCUUCAAGCAAAUGACUCAAAAAUCGUCAUUCAUCAUAUCUUAGGUGAAUGUCCAAUCGGUGAAACUAGUAUUAUCAUUGGUGUUUCAUCAGCUCAAAGACUUGGAGCAUUUGAACUUUGUCAAAACUUACUAGAACGUGUUAAAAAAGACGUUCAAAUUUGGAAACGAGAAUACUAUGCCGAUGGUGGAGAUCCUUGUUGGAAAGAAAACUUUCCUACUAUAACUCUUUAA